AUUCUUUUGAAUGACGAAUCGUCCGAAUGACGAUUCGAUUCUUACGAUUCUUUAUUUGCAGUCGUUCAAAUGAACGACUCAUUCACGAAUCGCCACUACUGUACUGUGUAGUCCGCGGCAACCUCGUGGUGUUGUGGGAAUUUGUGUGACAUUCUCCAGACUGUAGAACUGAAGCCAUGGACCAGGAGCCAACUCUGUGGAUAAAAAAAGAGGGAACAGAUGAAGUACAAACUGAGUUAUGCUUCAUGGCCCAAGUUUACCCAUGCAGCAUGAAUGUAAAAGAAGAGUUGGAGGAGGGUGCGAAUAAAGAGUUUCUUGAAGACCCAUUAAGGGCUGACGACCCUAGUGUUUGGGUAAAGCAAGAUCCCGAACUGAAACAACAUGCUGCUGGAUCUGAGCAUAAUUCUGUUGAAGAUCCAUUGGGAAUAUUUUGGUCCACUGAUUUCAUCAAGGAGGAUCCUGAAUUAAAUUUGGAAAUGAAUAUAACUGAGAAUACUGUGGGAACCUCAACAAGAUACGCAUCUGAUAGUGCAAGAUUUACUCAGACUACUGGUGGGAUCUGCAGCAAAUCAUGUGAGGAAACUUGUCACCAUAGACUUGUCCAGGAAGAGUUGGUGAUAGACAUGGAGAAGUCAACACAUGGGUUCAGUACCAAUACAGAAGAUGUGACUAUUGAUAAGGAAUGCUCAGUUGCCACCCGAUAUGACUGCAGUACGAGGGAAAAGGAAUUACAUGUUUAUAGCUGUAAUUUCUGCCAACAGAGCUUUCCUUCAAAAUACAGACUCAUUAUGCAUGUGUUUAUGCACAAUGAUGGAACGCAACCACAUUUGUAUGUUUGUAAGUGGUGUGGUGAGGUAUUUGACAGUAAUGCUGGCUUGAAAAAGCAUAUGAGAAUGAGUGAUAAUUGUCAAUUUUUAACUGCUGACAGUCAUGAAAGAUAUGGCCAUAGUGAUGAGCAUCAAAGCAGUACCUUGUUGGAUAGCGAGCCAGAAGUUUCUGUCACAGAGCACAGUGGGCAGUUGUCAUGUAAGGAAACUUGGAAAGUGUCAAAGAAGCCCUCUAAUGACAUGUGUAACACACACAUGACAAAUGAUAGAGAGAAAAAAAGUAAUUAUGGAACUUCGUCUAUAGCUGUUAAUGUCAGUGUCCAGGCUGAUAUACUUACUGCAAACAGACCCAACAAAUGUGGUAUUUGUGGCAAAUUGUUUGCUAGAUCAGGUGAUCUCAAGAGACAUGGUUCUAUUUGUACUGGGAAAAGACUUCACAAAUGUGAUAUUUGUGACAAAUGGUUUGCCCGGUCAGGUAAUCUGAAGGCACAUAUAUUAAUUCACAAUGGAAAGAAACCGCACAAAUGUGAGAUUUGUGGGAAAUCUUUCACGAUGUCAGGUGCUCUCAAGAGACAUGUAUUACUUCACACCGGAAAGAAACCUCACAAGUGUGAGAUUUGUGGGAAAUGUUUUGCCUUGUCAAGCAAUCUCCAGAUACACACAUUAAUUCACACUGGAAUUAAACCUCAUACAUGUGAGAUUUGUGGGAAAUCUUUCAGGAUGUCAGGUGGUCUCAAGAAACAUGUAUUAAUUCACACUGGAAAGAAACCUCACAAAUGUAAAAUUUGUGUGAAAUCUUUUGCUAGGGGGCACCAUCUCAAGAGACACCUAUUAAUUCACACUGGAAAGAAACCUCACAAAUGUGAUAUUUGUGGGAAAUCUUUUGCUGGGUCAGGCGUUCUCAAGAGACACUUAUUACUUCACACUGGAGAGAAACCUCACAAAUGUGAAAUUUGUGGGAAAUCUUUUGCUUGGUCAUGUAAUCUUAAGACACACUCAUUAAUUCACACUGGAAAGAAACCUCACAAAUGUGAGAUUUGUGGGGAAUCUUUUGCUAGGUCAGGUGAUCUCAAGCAACAUUCAUUAAUUCAUUCUGGAAAGAGACCCCAUAAAUGCCAUAUUUGUGGGAAAUCUUUUGCUAGGUCAGGAAAUCUCAAGACACAUGUAUUAAUUCACAUCGGAAAGAAACCUCACAAAUGUGAGAUUUGCAACAAAUCGUUUGCCCAGUCACGUCAUCUGAAGCUACACGGAUUAAUUCACACUGGAAAGAAACCUCACAAAUGUGAGAUUUGUGGGAAAUCUUUUGCUAGGUCAGGUGAUCUCAAGCAACAUUCAUUAAUUCACUCUGGAAAGAAACCCCAUAAAUGCGAUAUUUGUGGGAAAUCUUUUGCUAGGUCAGGUGAUCUCAAGACACACUCAUUAAUUCACACUGAAAAGAAACCCCACAAAUGCGAUAUUUGUGGCAAAUCGUUAGCCACAUCAGGUUCUCUCAAGAGACACACAAUAAUCCACACUGGAAAGAAACCUUACAAAUGUGAGAUUUGUGGGAAAUCUUUUGCCCAUUCAGGUCAUCUCGAGAGUCACAUAUUAAUUCACACUUUAAAGAAACUGCACAAUUGAGAUUUGUGGCAAAUCAUUUGCUAGAUCAGGUGAUCUCAAGACACAUACAUUAGAACACAUUAGUAGGAGACCUCACAAAUGUGAUGUGACAAAAGUUUCAUUCAGGUGGGAACUCUUAACACACAUGCACUACUUCACAUCAAAAAGAAAUUACAACAAACAGAUUUUCCUGGUUGGUGCUCUAAAGGCCUAUAAAACAAUGGAUGUGGCAGGGGGACAGUAAAUUGUAUUGCCUGUGAAAUAAAAUUAAAAUGUGGUAGGAUUGUGAAAAAAUGUGCAAUAAUGUGACAAUAUAUAAAUCCGUAUCUGCCGCUUUACAUGUCAAGAAAUGGUAAUCCUAAAUACUCCAGAAACAUGAAUCAGAUGUGUUUUUGUCAUUAGCUUUGCUGCUUUUUCCUAUCGAUCUUGAGACAAGAAGAUUGUGAAUUGUGAUAAAUCCUUACAUUUGUCGGUAAUCAUAAGUACUAUGCAAUAUUCAGUAUAAGGCCAAGGAAAUGUGAUGACUUGCUGUUUAUUAUUCCAAACAGUCAUCAUGUAGUACUUGUAUCUAUGUAUUUUAGAAAUAGUGACUGUAAAUAUAUAUUCAUGGCACUUGCUUCAUUCGGACUGGUAACCUCAAAACUGGAGAAACACAAUUAUAAUAAUUGUUUUACUUGGAUAUGUUUUCUCAAGGGAUUUGCUGUGUCAUUAAUAGUGUGUACAUUUAUGUUCUGUUAGUACUAAUCCUUCAUAAGUACAUGUAACAACAAAUAUAGCAACCUGAUUAAUAGCAUGUUUGUCCACCGUUGGAACACAGUACUUGACACAUCAUUUACAUGUUUCUGGGUUUAUGUUGCACCAGUUGUAUGCCACACAUUGAUAUCAGCUAUAUGGUGUGGUCAAGACAUCGGUGUUAGUUACCAUGUUACUCAGACCAAUGUGGAGUUGUUCUGCACAUGUGACAUGGACAAGUAUCCUGCUGAAAGAUACCUUCAGCAUGGGAGAGCUCAUCAGCAAUGCAGUUGCAAUAAAGGUCACAUAGUCUGCAACCACCAUGAUGCCUUCUAUUACUACCAAAUGUCCCAAAGGAGCCAAAGUGACUGCCCCCAUAGCGUAAUGCGCCCUCCAUCUGGCGCCAUUCACCUAUAUAGCAUAUCUGGACGUACAACUGACCUGGUGUAACAGGAAAUGUCACCCAUCCUGACAGUUGACGUUUGCAUUGACCUUCAUUCCAGCCUCAGUGAUCCCUUGCCCACUGCAGUUGCAAUUUAACAUUUUGGUGGAUCGAUAUGGAAACAUACAGUGACCAUAUUUUGUGGAGCCCCAUGUUCAACAAUGUACAUUAAAUUGUGGGUUCAAAAACGUGUAUGGCUGCUUCAGCAUUGUUAUCCCUCAUUAGAUAUGCCACACAUUGCCUCAUGUCCAGCUUUACAGAGCAGGCAAGCAUCUGACUUCCAUGAUUGGUGUUGAAGUGUAUAUGUAUUACAUCUUUUCAUAAGGUUAUGGAUUUAUCACCUUUCAGCCACUUCCACAGAUGUUCACAACAGUAGCAUAGAUCCAGCCAACCAGCUUCACCACUUUUGAGCUGCUCGUUCCCAACUGCCAUGCCAUUGUAAUUCACGUUUGCUAAAGUCACUUAUGUCAUUGGAUUUACAUGUUUGCAACCCGUCUAAAUGGUAGAACAAUUCCUUGUAAAUCUCUGGUCUGCUUAUAUACUUGUAAUCUGCUUACUGCAUCAUGUGCAUACAAUAUGUGGCGUUCAUUCUCCUCAUGGGCAGUGUUCAUGACAUUUUUGCCCAUUAGUGCAUCUUCACGUAAAUCGGUCAGAUGCGAAACUGUAAUCUAAGAAAUUUGUCAUGCUUGGUUGCCAUUUACACCAGUGCACAAUAGCUGUAUUUCUUUGUGAAAUAUUUUUGUUUCACAAAGCUCUGUACAUGAUUCAGAGAUAAUGUAGAUAAGUGUUAUGCACCAAAGCUCUUAAUUAUUUGUUCAGCAUUUAAUACUGUGUAAGUUCUACAAAAAAAAUGAAAUAGGUAAACAAACAUUAGGUGUUAUGAUUUGAUUCCAGUUAUUUGUAUACACAAGAACAACACUUGUGAGAGCUCAGAACGUGAGCACCAAAUAUUUCUUGUUAUAUUCAAAGAUGUUUCCAUUGUGGGUAUUUUUCUUAAUUUGUGUAAAUAUACAUGAGGUUUUUGGA
Messenger RNA from Schistocerca serialis cubense, 4626 nucleotides. Its product is annotated as zinc finger protein 492-like. Gene Ontology annotation, cellular component: nucleus. Lineage: Eukaryota; Metazoa; Arthropoda; Insecta; Orthoptera; Acrididae. The transcript has 7 exons. Gene Ontology annotation, molecular function: DNA-binding transcription activator activity, RNA polymerase II-specific; RNA polymerase II cis-regulatory region sequence-specific DNA binding. Gene Ontology annotation, biological process: regulation of transcription by RNA polymerase II. Bases 177 to 2447 code for a protein of 756 amino acids. The record is from RefSeq and is a predicted model, not a curated record.